Messenger RNA from Microsporum canis CBS 113480, 1554 nucleotides. RefSeq lists its product as hypothetical. The transcript has 2 exons. Lineage: Eukaryota; Fungi; Ascomycota; Eurotiomycetes; Onygenales; Arthrodermataceae. The record is from RefSeq and is a predicted model, not a curated record. The coding region runs from base 1 to 1554 and encodes 517 amino acids.
AUGCCUUGCCCCGAUACCCUAGAGCCUUCUCGCAAACGACAGAAAUCGGAGGACCAUAUCGACGGAAACUCGCGUCAAUUAAAAAGGCUGAAGACCAGCAGCCACCCACCUCCGGAAUUUUGGGACAAUCUGUCGAAGAUUUGGUUAACAAAAGACGCUUUACAGGAGCUGGACCGGCGCAACCACUCCUUAAACGUAGAAGAAUUGCAACAACAUUCUCGGCCACAACAUUCUCAUCGGCCACUAACUCGACGUCUCCAGAAUACACUAAAACGCCGUUGCCAGACACCGAUUCCCGACCCGUUAAACGGCUGUAAACCCAAGGUUGUAAGGGAGAUAAAGAGGCUCUCUAGACGGGGUGGACCUGACCUUUCGGACCUUAGAGAUUAUCCAUAUCCACAUAUCCCCUUUUAUCAAUCAAUGAGUACAAAAAGCUCUCAGGGCAGGAAGCGCCCUGCGGAACCUCCAUCAGAGAGCCAAGUCAAGACCACCACAAAGACUUCAACGGCCUACAACCGGAACUUUCAACAGCACCUGACUCAACAUGGAGUGUAUAUGAAGGGUUAUAUGUACCCUGAUGGUCGAAUGCCGGUAAAACCAAACAACUGGGAACAUAUAAAUGAGGUCCUGGCCCGGUCAAGGCGGUCUCUAUCUCCCUCACAAUUUUCUGAAACAGACUUUCAGGAAUUUGAACAAGCAGACACAAAUGCUGGUGAAGAAAGACCAGUAACAACUUCAGUCAUUCCAACCAUUGAGGGUAAAAUUAAGUAUCGCAAUUGCCUUGGAGAGGAUUACUUAUUUUCAAACCUUGCCCCCUUAACGGAUGGUUCUUUAGCAAGUGCAAAACCAGAUCGCUUCUAUGGUGCUCGCCCUGAGCAACUUAACUCUCAGAUUCUUCAGGAACUUGGGGGCCAUCUUAUCCCAUCAACAACAGGUCACCGUCCAGUAGCCCCAAAUUUCUUCCUUGAAGCAAAAGGGCCAGACGGGUCCCUUAAUGUUGUCACGCGGCAAGCUUGUUAUAAUGGUGCCCUGGGAGCUCGAGGAAUCCAUAGCCUUCAGUCAUACAAGCAAGCAGAGCCUAUCUAUGAUAAUAAUGCCUAUACGAUAACAACAACCUAUCAUGGUGGCACACUCAAGCUUUAUACAACACAUAUCACUGCCCCUCAGAAAAGUGACGGACGUCCCGAAUAUAUUAUGACUCAACUAAAUGCCUGGAGCAUGGUUGGGAACAUAGAGGGCUUCCGCCAGGGCGCAUCUGCGUAUCGAAAUGCUCGAGAUUGGGCGAAGGAACAGAGGGAUCAGCAUAUAAACGCUGCAAAUGAGAGAUUCCAGCAAGCCCAAUCCGAACUUCCCUCCGCAUCCGAACAUGAGACCACCUCCGGGCUAACUGUGGACGGUUCUGAUACAUCAGCCAUGUCUGAUGAAGCUGAGUUCCACGAUGCUGCGUGGAGCUUUGCACAGCCGAAUGACAGCGUCGACGCACCCGAGGCUUCGAGCAGGCCAACUAAAAGAACAAGAACUCAGAUUGCUGGCAGCAAAGGUCUCGCGAAUUAG